UGAUUUCUUGUUACUGAGUGUGACCCUAAUUUACAUUUACUGCUUCCAUUUGACAGGGUGAUAAACCAGUCUUGUUCUACCCAUGAUUUACUUGAAUACCCCUCAGCCUGACCAAUAGUAAUCUCAGCUUCUUGGUCCCAGAAUUGUCACAUUCUCACAGUCAAGAGAUAUACCAGCAUUUGUUCAUGUUCUGAAAAAUGUCCUUCAGCGGGGAGAAGUGCUUCUGUUCUGCCAGGUCAAUGCGAGAAAGAUAGACAAUAAGGACUAAUUCAAGCUUGAGUCAUCACUCCUCACUAGACUGGCGAGAAGGUGAGAGAAAGGAUGAUCGCUACGCCUUUCUUACUGAGUGGUAUGACCCUACUGCGUCUCUCCUGCGGCAGUACCAACUCUUCUACUACCCUAAAGAUGGCUCAGUGGAAAUGUUUGAUGUAAAGAACCAGCGAAUAUUUUUGAGAAGGACCAAAUAUGACAACCUUCAUCAGGAGGACCUGUUUAUUGGGAAUCGGGUGAAUGUGUUCUCGCGGCAGCUUCAUCUGAUUGAAUAUGGGGAUCAAUACACAGCAAACAAACUUGGCAGCAAAAAAGAAAGAACCCUUGCUUUGAUAAAGCCAGAUGUAGUUGCCAAGAUCGGAGAUGUCCUUGAAUUGAUGUACUCCUCCAACCUGAUGGUGACCAAAGCCACAAUGACAAAGCUCACAUGGAGCCAAGCGGCAGACUUUUAUGUGGAACAUCAGUCGAAGCCUUUCUUCAAUAAUCUGGUGCAGUUUGUGUCCUCGGGUCCCGUGAUAGCCAUGGAGCUGAUGGGUGAUGAGGCCGUGUCAAUCUGGAAGAAGCUUCUGGGACCUGCAGACUCUGCUGUGGCACGGAGGGAGGCACAGCAGAGUGUCCGUGCCCAGUUUGGAACAGAUGGUAUCAAAAAUGUUGGCCAUGGCUCCGACUCACUUGCUGCAGCAGCAAGAGAACUUGAAUUUUUUUUCCCAUCUACAAUUGGCCAUGGUCCUUCUAAUACAGCCAUCUUUACAGACUGCACCUGCUGCAUCAUCAAACCUCAUGCCAUAUCAGAAGGCCUAACUGGGAAGAUCCUAAACUCCAUAUCUUCAGCUGGAUUUGAAAUCUCAGCCCUUCAGAUGUUCAAUGUAGACCGGGCGAAUGCAGAAGAAUUCUAUGAAGUUUACAAAGGUGUUGUUACGGAGUAUCCUAGUAUGGUGACCGAGCUGUGUUCUGGACCCUGUAUGGUACUCGAGAUCCAUGGCACAGACGCACCCAGGGCAUUCAGGGAAUUCUGUGGGCCCGCUGAUCCAGAAAUUGCACGGCAUCUCCGUCCUACCACACUGCGUGCUCUUUAUGGCAAAGACAAAGUGAAAAACGCAGUCCACUGUACAGACCUCCCUGAGGACGGUGUUCUAGAGGUGCAGUAUUUCUUCAAGAUUCUGGAUGGAUGAAUGCAAACAAGGAAACGUAUUUUACACCAUGUUCAAAGACUUCACAGUUUUUUCAGUUUUCUGUUUAUUGUUUCAGCCUUAUGCAGAUUAAAUAAACUGACAAGAGCAGA
Molecule: messenger RNA, 1552 nt
Organism: Monopterus albus (swamp eel)
Lineage: Eukaryota; Metazoa; Chordata; Actinopteri; Synbranchiformes; Synbranchidae
Gene: nme7
Product: NME/NM23 family member 7
Exons: 12
Coding region: 420-1442 (340 amino acids)
Biological process (GO): UTP biosynthetic process; GTP biosynthetic process; CTP biosynthetic process
Cellular component (GO): centrosome; axonemal microtubule
Molecular function (GO): ATP binding; nucleoside diphosphate kinase activity
Source: RefSeq, a predicted model, not a curated record